Bombus impatiens (common eastern bumble bee) is the source of this 1952-nucleotide messenger RNA. Its product is annotated as X-ray repair cross-complementing protein 6. The record is from RefSeq and is a predicted model, not a curated record. Bases 151 to 1932 code for a protein of 593 amino acids. Gene Ontology annotation, biological process: telomere maintenance; cellular response to X-ray; double-strand break repair via nonhomologous end joining. The transcript has 10 exons. Gene Ontology annotation, molecular function: damaged DNA binding; telomeric repeat DNA binding; double-stranded DNA binding. Gene Ontology annotation, cellular component: nucleus; Ku70:Ku80 complex. Lineage: Eukaryota; Metazoa; Arthropoda; Insecta; Hymenoptera; Apidae.
UUAACAGUGACUGUUUGUAGAUUUUAAUUCAAACAGUACUAUCUUAAAACGAUAACGUUGCAUGUGACACUAAAACGAUAAUAUGGUAAUUCUCAGAAGGAAUCUCCCGUAUCGAUAGAAGCAAAUAUAGAGUUAAAGGAGUAAUUAACAAUGGAAUCGUGCAGUGAUGAUGACAUAGAAAAUGAUCUUGAAGACCUCUAUGGUGUUAGAGAUGGUACAAUUUUUGUGAUUGAUGCGACACCUUCAAUGUUUAAAAAUGAUCCAGAUAAUCCAUAUUUUUUACAAUGUAUUAAGCAAUACAAAGAGAUUCUCAAGCAAAAAUUGGUAUGGGACAGACAAGAUUGGAUAGGUUUAGUUUUGUUUGGAACUGAAAUAUGGGACAAGGAUCCUGAAACCAAACAUAUAUUGACUCUUCAGAAAUUAGGUCUACCUUCAAUAGAGAGCAUGAAAGAAGUAAUGAAAAUAGAUGAAGGAAACAAGUGGAAGUACUAUAGGGAUAUUGCUUCCUCUACGGCUUAUCCACUAUAUGAUGUACUUUGGCAUGCAGCACAAGCAUUCUCUGCUAUCCGCGUAACUAUGCCAAUGAGAAGAGUAAUUAUUUUUACGUCUUGCGAUAAUCCUCCAUGCGAUGAUAAUGAAAAACAUAGAAUAAGAGUACAAGCAACGAGUUAUAGUGACAUAGAUCUUCAGUUAUUAGUUGUUGGUUUGGGUGAAAAUUGGAAUCAUGAUUUAUUCUAUAAAGAUUUGGAAAUGCAAUUUGGAAAAAUCGAUGCAGAUGAUUACAACAGAAUAUCUUUGAAAGAUAUAGUGGAACAAGUAAAAUUGCCAUCUAGAAAUAUGGCGAAGCUACCUUUGAGACUUGGAGAAAAUGUAGUUAUAGAUGUAUCCCUUCGCAGUCUUUCUGUCAAAACAUCAUAUUUGAAAAAAGAAAAUAUAAGUAAAGAAAGCAAUAUUCCUUUGAGUUCACAUACAUAUCAUAUAGUGGAUGAAAAUGAUGAUAUAGAAGAAGUAGAGAAUGAAGAAAGUCAACAAGCAUCGUUACCUAUUUUAGAUAUAGAUAUUCAAAAAUAUCAAACAUUUGGUGAUGAGAGAAUAAAUUUUACACCAGAAGAAGUAAGAUGCUUAUGUACAACACGAGAAAUAGGCAUUGAUAUAAUUUAUAUAAAACACAUUUCUUAUCAUCCUCUAUAUCAUGUUGAAACACCAUACUUUGUCAUACCAGGCAAAAGUUAUCGUAAAGAUAACAAAUUACUAUUUGGUGCGUUACUCAAUAAAUGUGAAGCCAAAAAUUUAAUGAUAAUAUGUGCUGUUACAAUCAGAAAAAAUUUUGGUACAAGCCUAUAUACUAUGAUACCAAAUGUAAAAAGUGGGGGAUUUUAUUUGUAUAAAAUACCAUUUAAAGAAAAUGUGCAAAACAUGAGUGAAUAUUUCCCAGAAUAUAUAUUUGAUGAUAAUGAAAACAAACCUCCAAUUGUCCCAAAUGGAGUUGAAUUACUAGAACAAAUUAUAAAAAAAUUAAGUAUCGAAUAUAAUCCAAAAUUGUUUUCAAAUCCUGAAGUACAAGAUCAACAUCAAAUUAUAGAAGCCCUAGCUUUGGAUUUGGAAAAACCUGAGCCUCUACCUGACGAUACACUUCCAAACACUGACAAGAUGUAUAAACUGGUAAAUGAUUUAUUAGACGAAUAUGAUAAAGUAUUUAUGAAAAAGACAGACGAUAUAAGUGAUGAUCCACCAGAGACAAAACAUAAAAAAAGUAACAAAGUAAUGAAACCAAGUGAUUUUUCAGAGAAUAAAAUUCAAGAAUAUUUGAGAACAGGACAGAUAGCAACUUUUACUGUGUCACAAUUAAAGCAUAUGUUAGAGACAUUGGGAUUAAAAUUAUCUGGUAAAAAAGAUGAAUUGAUAAAUAGAAUUGAAAAACAUUUUGAAUAAAAUGUUACAAACUUUCAAGA